GAGGAGCAGGGCCUUGCUCGCCCGCCUUCCCCUCCUCAUUCCCGGCGAGGCCCAGCGAUGCCAUGGUGCUGCCGCAGCCGCUCCCCCUCCGCGCCGCAGGGCUGCUUCUCCUGCUGGCGGUGCCGUGGUGUGGGGCGCUGGUGUGGUACACGGCGUGGGUGAGCACGGCCUACACGGAGCCCGGCACCAACCGCACGGUGUGGGGCCGCGGUGAGAGCGGGCGCUACGGGGCGGGCUCGCCCAAGGUGAGCGCGCAGGGCCUGGUGGGCAUCCCGCGCGGCGGGGCGGCCCGCGCCAUGGAGGGCUGCGGGCCCGGCGCGAGCUUCCACGUGCCCGGCGCGCGCGGCCCCGCCCCGCCGCCCCACGCCUGGAUCGCCCUGCUGGCCCACGGGGGGUGCAGCCUGGCCGAGAAGGUGGGCGCCGCCGCCGGGAAGGGAGCCGCCGCCGUCGUGGUCUACAACGAGCCCCGCUUCGGGAACUCCACCUUCUCCAUGCCACACUUGGGUACUAGCAAUACAGUUGUAAUUAUGGUUGGCUACCCAAAGGGAAUGGAAAUCUUGGAGCCAGUGCGAAGAGGAAUUCCAGUAAAAAUGACUAUUGGUGUUGGUAAACAACAUGUACAAGAAUAUAUCAGUGGACAGUCAGUUGUCUUUGUGGCAAUUGCAUUUAUCACCAUGAUGAUUAUAUCUUUAGCGUGGCUUAUAUUUUUUUAUAUACAACGCUUCCUCUAUGCUGGAUCACAUUUUAGAAACCAGAGCCACAGAGAAGAAACAAUGAAAGCAAUCGGCCAUCUGUCACUGCAUAUUGUUAAGCCAGAAGAUAAGGGUUUGGAUGUCAAUGCAGAAAAUUGUGCUGUGUGCAUUGAAAACUAUAAAACAAAAGAUAUAGUUCGAAUCCUGCCUUGCAAACAUGUAUUCCAUAGGCAUUGUAUUGAUCCCUGGUUAUUGGAGCACAGAACAUGUCCAAUGUGCAAACUAGAUGUCAUCAAAGCUUUAGGAUAUUGGGGAGAACCCAAAGAAGAUGCAGUGCCUGAAUCUGUAAGUGGUAGCAUAUCAGCUGAGAGUUGGAGUAUGGUUAUACAAGAAGAGGACAGAAAUGAAUCAAGUGAAAUAUCAGCAUCUUCUACUGAUGAAUCCGUAAUAAAUAUAAGAAGUUUAAAAGAGGAGGCGGGUGAAACAACAGCUUUACUUGAAACAACUUGUAAAGAUAAUCCACAUGAAGAACACCUGUCUAGUGGAAAUACUUAGUGAAAGCUUGACUUGGACUAAAAGCUGAAGAUUUAUUUUAUUGUUAUUUAUAUGGUAUGGACUAGUGCCUGGCCUAAGAAAUGUAUUAAUUUCCUAAUUCUAUUUAAAAAGGGCUGAAAACUAAGUAUUCUGUACCCUAUACAAAAUAUCAUAAUCCUAUUCUGAUUCUUAUCGAAGAACGGGAGCUGAACCAGACUGAGUGGGGAGAUGAAAGAAGGAAAAUAUAUACAAAUACAUAGGUUUUUAAUGUUUCCUGACACGUAUUGAGCUUACUGCUCUUUUCUACAGUUGCUUUGAAACACUUGUAAUUUUUUUUAAAAAGGAUUUUGUUUCUUUGUUUUUGUGGGUAUAGAAACCCAUAUGAAGGGAACCUGGUUUGUCAUGAAAAUAGGAAAGUUUCCCUGAGAAAGAACAAAUUUCUGUAGAGUAUUUAAAAAGACCAUUCCUGGAAGAAGUACACUGUUUAACAAACAGACAAUAUUUAUAUUAUAUUGUAUCACAUGUAGCAUAUAUGUACCACUGGUGGUCUUUUUAAAAAGUGUAUUGAAUAUAUAUAGACCUCUUCAAACAUG
Messenger RNA from Anolis sagrei ordinatus, 1819 nucleotides. RefSeq names its product ring finger protein 149 (gene RNF149). Lineage: Eukaryota; Metazoa; Chordata; Lepidosauria; Squamata; Anolidae. The record is from RefSeq and is a predicted model, not a curated record.